Molecule: messenger RNA, 375 nt
Organism: Echinostoma caproni
Lineage: Eukaryota; Metazoa; Platyhelminthes; Trematoda; Plagiorchiida; Echinostomatidae
Source: the annotation of a GenBank genome assembly
UUCAGAGUUUUCUUUAUGAAUGUUAUUAGAAUCAAGCGAUUAGAAGACAAAGUGCACACUCCUUUCCUUAGUGGACAUCCACUUAAAACCAUGAACCCCGUCCAACAGUUGUGUUCUUUUUUACAAUUGUCUCUUUCCCAUUCAGGAAGCACUCUGAAUGCCCCUCUGACCCGGCUCUCUAACUGCAUCUAUCAUUCUGCUAAUCCGCUUAACGAGCUGGUCGGAAAACCGCGCGCGGUCUUCGGAACCGGUCUUGUGAUCCGCUUUGCUGGAAUUUUACGAAUCGAGCUGAACUAUUGCGUGCCUAUCCACAGUCAGCCUGAAGAUGCAUUGAAGUCCGGGUUCUCAUUGGGACUCGGGCUGAACUAUUCUUGA